Messenger RNA from Saccostrea cuccullata (small rock oyster), 1524 nucleotides. Its product is annotated as IgGFc-binding protein-like. The coding region runs from base 1 to 1524 and encodes 507 amino acids. Lineage: Eukaryota; Metazoa; Mollusca; Bivalvia; Ostreida; Ostreidae. The transcript has 4 exons. The record is from RefSeq and is a predicted model, not a curated record.
AUGGGGAUCAAGGAUAUCUUAUGCAUUAAAAAGUAUAUCAUUAAGUCUGAGAAAGUCAUAGUUCCUGACAUUCCAGGAGAUAAAUCGAAGCGAUGGAUGUACCUUCUACUUUCUCUGUUGUUUCUUUUGGUUUCUGCCUUAGUAUCGACUACUGUGGUGUUACUCUUGAAACAUGAAGAACGACAUGAUUUGACGGAUGGCACAACUGUUGCAGUAAAGACAGAAACAACUACAAGACCUGUUCCAAUUUUUGCUAAGAAUACAACUAUUGGGAGCCGUGGAAAAGCUUUUAUAGUGUUGUUCAUGACAAAUAUUAAGACCACCACAAAGUCAGUGUACGUCACAUCGGAUAAUGGUACUGAUUUGAAUAUAACAACGUCACCGGGUCUUAAUCCAUUACUUAAAUCACAGAUAGACAGGCUAACCAAUAUUUGGUCCAAUCAGCAUAUUGCAAUACCGAGCUCCAUGGAACUAGAGAGUUUCAAGAAGGAGACAAAAGCAAUUUUUUUCGAGACAUCUCAUGAUGUCUUCGUAAUAAGUCAUGACAGGGCAUAUGGCACAACGGGAAGUACUACCCACAUUCCUUUAAAUCAACUUUCUACCAAGUAUAUAGUGAUAUCAUCGCCGCCUGAAACAAAAAGUCAGUUUGCGGUGGCCGCUAUCACGGACAACACAACAAUUACAAUUACGUUUAAUAUGGAAACCAACAAUCCUCUUCAAAUUGAAAGCGAGAGUUUUAAAAUCGGGGAUACUUUUAAUUUAACACUUGAAAGUUUCGAAACAUACCAAAUUGCCCAUAAUACAGAUCUGACUGGAACUUUAAUUGAAUCUUCAGCUCCUAUAGCAGCCUUCUCCGGUAAUGAUUGCAAUAGUCUAGGUAAUAUCGGUGCCUGUGAUCAUCUUAUAGAGCAGUUGCCACCAAUAGAGAGUGUUGAUGACACUUAUAUUGUGCCUCCUUAUUCAGAUGACAGAGACGCAAAGAUUCGCAUAACAGCCACGCAAAAUACAAAUAUCACAUUUAUAAUUGGAGGAGUAAGCCAAACACUGACAUUAGAUGCUGCAAAAUCUUUUGACACGUCUAUUACAAACACCCAAACCUGUUUCAUUCAUUCAGAAAAUCCAGUCUUAGUAACGAGCUUUGGAUUGCAUUCUAAAAGUUCUGAAAUGGGAGAUCCCUCCAUGACGAUAGUACCUGGGAUAAACCAGUACCUUGACUAUUAUAAAAUCGUCGUCCCACAGGGAUAUGUUAGCAAUUUUGUGUCUAUUAUGAUUGAUGCUUCAUUUCGAGGAUCUGUUCAGAUAAACGGUUUACCAAUACAAGAAAGUGCGAUAAUAUUUGAAGAGAAUAUUUCAGCAGGAAAUGACACAUACAAUGUUAGGUCAAUAACAGUAGCUGAGGGUGAAGUUACGGUGUCUACCAGUAAUGGAAAGGGAUUUGGACUGAUGUUUUCUGGAACAAAAUAUUACGAGGCCUAUGGUUUUUCUGGAAACUCUUUACUUCUGUAUCCCAAUAAAUUAGAAUAA